UAAGGAACCGAAUUGCAUCUAACUACCUAAGUAAGUAACACACUCAAAUCAAAUGCUUCCUCGUAUAAGUAUUGCUUGUCCCACCGGGCCAACACUCUCUCACUCUCUGCCACUACUGUUCCCAUUUCCCUCUUCCAGUUCCAGGACAAGAUUUAGUGUCAAGUGUUCGAACAAGAACAUGGCUGUGGACAAUGAUUUGCUUGCCAAGGCUAGAAAGCGUGCCAAUUUUCGAUUAUGCAAUGUGUCAGGCUACACCUCUGAGAUACUGGAGAUUCAAGCUGAUACACCAAGUCUGCAUGUUCUGUUCAUUCCUGGAAACCCAGGUGUUAUUUUAUUCUACAAGGAGUUUGUGGAAUUUCUAUAUGAGCUGCUUGCAGGAACUGCAUCUGUCACAGCUAUUGGACAUGUCUCUCACUCAAGAAAGGACUGGGAGCAAGGACGGUUGCUCUCUUUACAAGAGCAAAUCGAUCAUAAGAUUGACUUCAUCAGAGAGGAACUGCAAAAUAUUGAGAUUCCUAUAUUACUGGUUGGGCACUCUAUUGGUUCAUACAUAUCUAUUGAAAUAUUCAAAAAGUCUCCACAAAAGGUGAAAUAUUGUGUUGGCCUUUAUCCAUUUUUGACAUUAAACCCACACUCAACAACGCAGUUAGUUAUUGCAAAGAUUGCAAAAUCCCAUUUUGUAGCUGCUGCUCUUAGUUACCUUGUAGCAUCAUUAGGAUUGUUGCCGGUCCAGGCUUUGAGGUUUAUUGUCAGAAAAUCCCUUGGGAAGUCAUGGUCUGCCAGUGCAGUUGAGGCUGCAUGUUCUCACUUAUCACAGUACCACACCAUGCGGAAUGUCCUCUAUAUGGCCAUGACUGAAUUCGAAAAGUUAUCAGAGACACCAGAUUGGGCAUUUAUAAGAGAAAGGAAGGCUCAAUUUGCAUUUUUAUUUGGUGAUGACGAUCACUGGGGCCCACUUCACUUGUCGGAAGAGAUUUCAAAGCUGGUUCCAGGUAUUCCCAUAUCCAUUGAACGAGAAAACCACACCCAUGGGUUCAGUUGCACUGAGGCUGGUUCAUUAUGGGUGGCCCAGCAUGUUGCAGACUUAAUCAAGAAUCAGUGGGCGUGUACAAACCAAUAAGGUCUAACUCUCUUGCUAUUGGCUUGUGUCAUGUUAGUGUUUUCUAAGUUUUAACCACGGAAAGAAUUUAAUCACUGAUAAAUUUGAAAUACUGAUGGCUUAAUCAAGCUGAGCUGCAUUUCGUUAUCAAUGCAACUUGUGCAUUUGUUGUCUACUGUUUAUCAUCACCAAACUGUAUUCUAUUAUGACUUUGUAGCUCUCAUCACCAUGUAGUAAAACUACUUCGACGACUCUAUUUUAGAAUGUGAAAUACUGAAAUGUAUAUUUAUAAUUGUUGAUUGAAAAA
Lotus japonicus is the source of this 1406-nucleotide messenger RNA. RefSeq lists its product as uncharacterized. The transcript is spliced from 13 exons. The record is from RefSeq and is a predicted model, not a curated record. Gene Ontology annotation, molecular function: lipase activity. NCBI's taxonomy places the organism in Eukaryota, Viridiplantae, Streptophyta, Magnoliopsida, Fabales, Fabaceae. Gene Ontology annotation, biological process: lipid storage. Gene Ontology annotation, cellular component: lipid droplet. The coding region runs from base 53 to 1120 and encodes 355 amino acids.